AUGAUUCCCAGUUGGUCCAGCUUUUUAAAGAUUCCCUCACUUCUGCUAUAUAUUCAGGGUGAUUCUGAUGGUUAUAAUGAACUUGUUGGGUUGAUGCAUGGCUUAGGCCAAGUCGUUGGAUUGAUGCAUCAUAAUGAAGGCUUAAGCCCGGACGUAAUAGCUUUUCAGGUUUCUGCGCUCAAGACUUUAAGGUCGGCAGUUUCUUGUAUUGAUAUUGUUCACCACCGAUCUCUUCUUGAAGCUGCUCCUUUGAAUUCAAACUUUCUUCAUUUGUGUUUGGAUAUGCUGGUUUGUGAUUUUGUUCCACCUGGCUAUCUCUUAGCUUCUUUGAAAUGGCCUCGUGAUGUCAAAAAGAAGAAUCAAGUACUCGAUCGUGUUCAUUCGACAUUGAAAGCUAUACUUGGUUUACAGGGUGCGUCUGCUGCUUUCAUUUUGGAAAAAAUAGUUAUCCAGAGAAUGCCAACCAAAUAUAUGGAAUCCCAAAUAAUCGUUAUGUAUGUGGAGAACAUGCCAAGGUUGGAGAGUGGUACAAUGGGUGAACUUGUUGGGAGGUCAAUGCUUGCGGGAGUUGUAGAUAUGCUUGUCGAGCUGGAUGCGGCGAUAGUUUGGGAUGAUAUAUUACAGGAUGAUUUAACCAAAGGCAUUUUCGACAUGGAGCUGGACAAUUACCUUGAAGGCCCUCAAGAUGACUUUGAGUGUGAUGGUGAUCAGCCUUGUAGAGAGAAUUGGAUACAAAAGGUUUUGGGUGGGAAUCUAAUGGCCGGGAAAUUGGACAGCUUGAUGGUUGUCACAUUUGAACACCUUAAGCUCUCAAAUAGUAAUGGUCGUCUGCAUCUAGUUUUUGGGAUCCUCCUCCAGUCAUUUAUGGAAAAAGUUCUGACCACGGAUAAACCCAAGUUUGGACAGUUUGUGAUAUUCUAUAUGUGCUCUUUGGAUCCUGACAAUUGCGGACAACAAUUUGCCAUCACUCUUUUAAAUACAUUUCUGAGCAGCAGUUGUCCACCCAAGAGAAUGAGUGCUGUUGCUUAUCUUGCGAGUUACUUGUCUCAUGCAAUGUUUGUAUCCACACCUUUGGUAGUUCAUUUGUUGGAAAGACUGGUAAAUUGGUGCUCUGAUUAUUGCAAGAAUCAUGAUGGACAUAGUAACCAAAGACCACGUAAAGAGUUUUAUACUGCUUGUCAGGUAUUGUUAUGUCAUCUUGAUUCAGGACAAUUUGAUGAUCAGUUGUCGCCUAUUUGCCGUGCAUUCUAUGUGGCAUUUAUGUAUGUGCUUUGCUUCCGUACGAGAUCUAUUAUUUCGGUCCCCCGUCUCGGAUCAAAACUAGUUUUAAUGCGGAUAGAUGAAAUCUUGAAGCAUCCUUUGAACCCAUUGAAGAAAUGCUGCCAAUCAGUAGUUGGAGAAUUUCUCUCUGCAGCUAGAUCCUCCCGCUUAUUUACUGUGCCUGAGAAUUUGGUGAUAGUAGAAUCAGAACUCGCUAGGGCUUUUGGUAAUGAAGAAGAAAGGCCUGACAUGUUUUUCCCCUUCGAUCCAUGUUUGCUCAAGAAGUCUGAUAGAUUCAUCAGGCCGAACUUUGUGUACUGGUCGAUGGUCAGACAUCCUUAUGACAUACAAGAUGACGACAAUGAUGUAGAUAGCAGCGACAAAGAUGCAGCUGAAGUUACUACGCGAGGUAAUAGGAUGAUGUUAGAUGAUGAUGAUGAUGAUGAUUAG
Molecule: messenger RNA, 1710 nt
Organism: Oldenlandia corymbosa var. corymbosa
Lineage: Eukaryota; Viridiplantae; Streptophyta; Magnoliopsida; Gentianales; Rubiaceae
Source: the annotation of a GenBank genome assembly